AUGGCAAUAGCAGCUGGUGCUAAAUGUGAUUCUGAGAAUUUAGUUUGGGUGAUGUGUUCGUAUGACAUGGGGUGGCAGAAAAGGGGAAAGGUCCAUAAUUCAUCAACAGGUCAUGGGGCAGUACUUGGAGUUAAAACUGGGAAAGUCUUGGAUUUUGCUACCAGAUAUAAAACCUGCAGAACCUGUGCUGCAUCCAAAAAACCAGAUAAGCCUACACCACAUGACUGCCGAAAGAACCUCACUGGAUCUACAAAGAUUAUGGAGGCAAGUGUAGCCUGUCAGCUAUUUCAACGUGCUCCAGCAAGAGGGAUUAUGUAUGACCAAUAUAUUGGUGAUGAUGAUUCUACAACUUUUUCCUACCUCAAAACAAAUGUUCCCUAUGGCCUUGAAAAAAUUUCUGAUUUCAUCCACGCUAAACGCUCACUUAACACUAGGCUCUACAACUUAAGCCAGCGUCAAAAAUUUCCAGAUUCAUCUGUUCUCACACAGAAAGUGGUUAAUUAUCUAGUCAAGUGCUUUUCCUACUAUGUUCACCAACGCAAAAACCAACCUGCAGAACUUGUCAUCGCAAUUCAAUGCAUUGUGCCACAUGCCUUUGUUGACCACAAAAAAUGCAAUUCUUCAUGGUGUAGAUAUAAACAAAACCCAACAGAAUAUAUCCACCAUGAAUUACCCCAUGGGAAGGAUUUGCAUUGGAGCAGCCUUCAACAGGCAUUACAUGAUCUUUUCUCAGAGUAUGCGUCCCCAACAGUUGUCACAAAAUUAGCCUCCUGCCUGGACUCACAGCGAAAUGAGUCUCUAAAUGAAACCAUUGGCUCCAAAACCUAA
Messenger RNA from Pocillopora meandrina, 828 nucleotides. The record is from the annotation of a GenBank genome assembly. NCBI's taxonomy places the organism in Eukaryota, Metazoa, Cnidaria, Anthozoa, Scleractinia, Pocilloporidae.